GCUCAUUGGUUUGUUUUGAACCGCUGCCUUGCUGCGGUGAAUUCAAAAGAGUCUGUCAGCACAGCAGCAUUCCAGCGGCAGUGCACACGGAGUACAUAAGAUACGAAGCGAGGCGCAGCCAGGCAACAAUGGAGGACUACUUGAAAAUAGAGAAAAUAGGAGAAGGUACAUAUGGGGUAGUGUAUAAGGGCAGGCACAAGGCCACCGGGCAGGUUGUGGCUAUGAAGAAGAUCCGUCUGGAGAGUGAAGAGGAGGGGGUUCCCAGCACUGCUGUCAGGGAGGUCUCUCUGCUACAGGAGCUGAAGCAUCCCAACGUCGUACGGUACGCUCGCUGUGUGUGGGGUUGA
This is a messenger RNA of Micropterus dolomieu (smallmouth bass), 347 nucleotides long. RefSeq names its product cyclin-dependent kinase 1-like. NCBI's taxonomy places the organism in Eukaryota, Metazoa, Chordata, Actinopteri, Centrarchiformes, Centrarchidae. Gene Ontology annotation, cellular component: nucleus. The record is from RefSeq and is a predicted model, not a curated record. The transcript is spliced from 3 exons. Bases 129 to 347 code for a protein of 72 amino acids. Gene Ontology annotation, biological process: mitotic G2 DNA damage checkpoint signaling; G2/M transition of mitotic cell cycle; protein phosphorylation. Gene Ontology annotation, molecular function: RNA polymerase II CTD heptapeptide repeat kinase activity; ATP binding; cyclin-dependent protein serine/threonine kinase activity.